ACGUUUGCAGUCAAUACUAAAGGCGGCCGCGGCAGCAUCAAAACUUGAAACGUGUGAGAACGAAACACAGCAAAACGGUAAAAGGGCUUUAGCUGAGCGCAAGCUGAGCGGAGCGCGCCUUUGAGCCAAGCUAAGCUGCGCUUUUUGUUUUUGGGUGUGCCGCGGCAGUGUGACGAGAACGCGUGAGCAGCCAACACGUAAACGACGCGUUGUGCGCUGCGCCAACAAUAAAAAUCAGUUAAAAAUACACAAGCAACAACAGCAGCAGCAGCAGCAGCAGCAGCAGCGGCAGUGGCAGCGGCAGCAACUCAAGUGUGAAUUGUUAUUGAGGUUAUGUAAGCGGCAAAAGCGAACUAACAAAACGCAAAAACAAAACGUAUUCGCUCUGCGAGCCAAAACACGUUCAAUUACAACAAUUUCAGACACGCGUCAGCCUCGCGCAUUCGCACAUUCCUUAAAAUUAUAUAAAAACCUAAUGGAGCACGAGGCCAAAGCGCAGGCGCAGGCGCAGGCGCAGACGUCGACAGCGACUGCGACUGUGACGCCAGAUCAUCCGCUGCAAGAUGUGCCGCUAGAUGGCAGCAGCAGCGAUUUGGCUGCAGGCGAUGACGUACAGCUGACGCCCAAAAAUUGGGUUAAAUUCGACGACGAGACGGACAGCAGUGAGAAAAAUAAUAACAGUAACAGUAAAACUGGCGACGGCAGUGCCGCACAGCAGCAGCAGCAGCAACAACAAAACAAGUUGGCGCUGCCGCCACCGCCACCAUCUGUGGUCAGCAGCAACAACAAGAGACGCGCGCGCUCGCGCAGUCCCAACGAGCAGGCUUCGGCAGCAGCAGCAGCUCCAUCACCUGUGCAGCGUGCUGCAGUUUCCUCCACAACAGCUGGCGCAACGUUGUCGGAUGUGACGCCGGCUGUUUUGACAACUGAGAGCACCCACGUUAAUCUGAAUGCAUCCGGUAGUGGCAGCAGUCCCCCUCGCCACCCCCAGCAGCUAAUAAACCAAAAAGCAACUGCAGCCUCGGCCGCCGCCUCGGCCGCAACAACGUCGACCUCGGCCUCGUCCUCGACAGCAGCUGCAGCGACCGCUACUCAUCCAAAUGGCAGUGGCAUCAGCAACAACAACAACAACAACAAUACCAGCGGGAAUGCCAGUGGCAAGAGCGUCUCCAUACCAGUGGAUCAGGCCUCUGGUAUGCGCACAAUUGAAUUGUCAACGGGCCGCAUCCGUGAGGGUUUCGCUAAUGGAGAUGUGAUUGUCACACUUCUGCCGGCCAACACGAAAUGGCCUUGGAUAACCCCGGCCAUAUUUCGUCCGGAGCUGGUGCCCGAGGAGUUGAUGGCACAGGGUUUGACGCUCACUGUGGAGGACUAUGUGAAUGCAAUGGAGACGCUGGUCAAUGACUAUCGCUUCACAGUGUACAACAUUUGCUAUAAGCGCAUCCUCGUCUGCUGGAUACUGUUUGCCUUCGCUGUGCUGCUCGCGCUGCUCUUCUCUGGGCUGCAGGGCGUGGCACUCUUUGCCCUGGGCGUCGGCUGGCUGUUCCUCAAUGCGGCGGCCAUAUUUCUGUGCAUGUGGAUGAAGCUGCGGCUGUCGCGCGGCCUGGAGAAGUGUCUGGCACGCGUGAAUAAGCAACUAAUGCGGCACAAGAUUUUGCUCGUGCUGGACGAUCGGGGCCGCAUCUCCUGUCACAAGGUCAACUUGUGCUUUAUGUACUUUGACGCGACGCAGUGUGUGAGCUUUUUAAACGAGUUUCUGGAGCACACGGAGCAGAAUGGCGGCGAGGCCAUUAAGGCGGGCUGGGAGGCCAAGCUGGACAUUGAUGUCAAUGAUAUUGUCAUACAGGGUAGUCAGCCGGUGCGUCUAUCCCGCAAACAGGAGCGCGGCCUGCAGCUGUUCCUGCGCUACGGCUCCCGCUGGGGCAUGGAGGCGCUGCGCGGCCUGGUCGAUGUAACGCCGCUGGAACCGGGCCGGCAUUGCGGCCAAUUUCAGUGUCCUUGCCAGUACAUUAAGGAGCAUUUACAGUGCAAACCGCGAGUUGCCAUAAACAGCAUGGGCCAGGUAGUUUGGACACGUUUUACCCUCUUUGGUGGCAAUUAUGCAUAAUUAAAAAAAAACUCAGUAAUAUGCGUAGACAAAAAUUAAACAAUUACUAAGCCUUUUCGAUUUUAUCAAAUUUAAAUUUAAAUUCAAAACAAAAAGAAUUUCUAUACGAAUUUACGUUUUUGGAAAAGCAAAAUUGUGUUUGUUUUUUUUUUUUUUUUUUCUGUAUUUAGCCUUGUGUUUGUCUAUUGUGAACUUAAACUGUAUGCAUUUAUUCUGGUG
Drosophila novamexicana is the source of this 2326-nucleotide messenger RNA. RefSeq lists its product as uncharacterized. NCBI's taxonomy places the organism in Eukaryota, Metazoa, Arthropoda, Insecta, Diptera, Drosophilidae. The transcript has 6 exons. The record is from RefSeq and is a predicted model, not a curated record. The coding region runs from base 476 to 2107 and encodes 543 amino acids.